Varroa destructor (honeybee mite) is the source of this 4802-nucleotide messenger RNA. RefSeq names its product clotting factor C-like. The record is from RefSeq and is a predicted model, not a curated record. Lineage: Eukaryota; Metazoa; Arthropoda; Arachnida; Mesostigmata; Varroidae.
ACACAAGUUUGCAUGAUCGACGUGAACGUUACAUACUCUAAUACCAUUUCCGGGUAGUUAGGGUUUAUGAAUGUUGGAUCUUUCUGAACCGCUUUCUCUGGAAGCUCAAUUUAUGGCAGUAAUUUAUAAAGGAAACAAUUUUCGGGUCUAGCCUUCUUCAAUCUUUGUGUUCUAAUCUUCAAGCUACUAUAUUUCGUUCGCGGCUUUUUCUUAGUAUAAAAUAUGACGUCACUUUUGUUCCAUCGUCGGCCUCUUCUCUUCCAGCGAUGUUUGCUUUCUUCCACUGUUAAAUAGCGCGAUUGAGUUAAACAAGUGUGAAAAUAGUCGUUGCUUCCCUAGAUGCGUUUUUGGCCUUACCGUCGCUUAAAAAUGAAAAGGAAGACUUAUAUCGCGUUAUGUGUAUAACCGGAACCUCAGGCUCGUGGGCUAUUGGGAGCAAUAUUCAUAUAUCUGAGGAAAUUCAUACCAACUGCAAUUUGUGAUGUUUCUUUUUUCUUACUGAUACCGUGGGCCCUUGCACCCAAUACAGGCAUUUCCAACAAUACAACGAUGAUAAUUUGUCUUCUACCUAACGAAACCGAAAUUCAUCGAAAUCAAUCAUCAUUAUCGUCAUAUGUUGUGUUCACUUCGCUGUACGCAUCGAGAACGAUGCAUUACAGCAGACUUCGGUUACUAAUCUGACAACAAAGCGUCUAAUCGUUUUCUCGGCUACGCAGGCAUCAACUUUCAGGGCAGCCUGCAGGCGUCUGCUAUAAUGUGGCCUCGCUAUCGUUCCGAAAACCACAUCAUGAACGCCACAUUUGAUACGUGAAACGUCCCGGCGGUACUUAGCGCGUUUGUCUUUUUCGAAAAAAAACUUGCGUCAGUGACUUAGAACGACCUAUGACCGGCAGGCUUAAAUAGGAUCGGAACUAUUGUUUGACACCGAUCUACGCCAAUCUAUCUUUUGCUCAGAUUUCGUUCUUCUCGAACUUGUUUACUUUGUCCUCGUUCUCUUUAACAGGGUAUCGGGACAGUGCUAAGCAUCAAUGAAUUGAGAUGCAUAUAAACCGAAAUAAUCCCAUGAAAGCGAUUGUCAUUUGGCUUGCCAUUCAUUUCUCUUGUGACAUCAGGCGACUGUGACCACGUUGGCGCAGUUCAAGCGUUACAGGAUAAUCUGUAUUCGACAAAUGGCGGCGUACAUGAGUUAGUAGUCCUUGCUUUGUCUAUCCUCGUGACCUAUAAACCUAGUGGAAUAAAUACCCGAAUUAAGUUAGCUUGAUCGGCGCGCGGGGGCUGUUUUCUCGUGGACAACAGAUCCACCUGAAAUGGCUAUCCAGUGGGGAUUGGUUUGUGCUUUUCUCGUCGUGAUUCUGCUCAUCAGUUCAGAGACUUCUGCCAUGUUCAUCAGUGACGUAAAAGAAGAAGUGAAAAAACCUUGUAGGUUUCCUGGAACACCAUGGCAUGGAAAGGUCGAGCCGUUGAUCUCACCUGCCAACAAGCGGGAAUUCCCUCAUAAAACCAAUGUCAGCUACUCCUGUGAUCCCGGCUACACGCUGGUUGGCAUGAAGAAGCGGCAAUGCGACAACGGAAAAUGGCGUAAUCCAGUUCCGAAGUGUCUACGCAAUAUGGCGUUGGAAAAACCAGUGUUCUUCGAUACUGAUUAUACACAUGCGAGCUACGCUGUUGACCAUGAUGAGAAUAGUUGCGUGGCAUCGAAGACCAAACAUGCAAAAUACACAAUGAUCGUCGACCUAAUCGAGCCCACUACGGUCAAGUUAAUCACUGUCCUAUUUGGAGAACCAGCAUUCAACGUGUCGGUAAUGAUACGAGUGGGUAGCCAUUAUCCAAACACAUCGAAAAUUUGUGGCCACAAAAUCCUCGACAUCGUUCCCGGUUUGCCCAACUAUUUCAGUUGUCGGGACAACCCAGUUGGCAGACACGUUUCCGUGCAGGUGACACAUUCGAAAGACAUAGUGAACUUCUGUAACUUACAAGUUCUUUCGGAAAGUGCCCUUGCUGCCCAGGACGUGUGCUCCAACCAAAAUGAUAAUCUAAAUACGACAAUUGGUUCGUUUGGCACUCGGUGUAUCAAAGUUUUUCGACAACGAGUAGCAACGAUCGAGGAAGCACGAAGUGUGUGCAAAAAUAUUGCUGGCCACCUUCUCGAGCAGAUGGAUAAAAAUCUCCAAGAUUACGUCAACUGGCACCUGGCAACUCACUUUGCUGAAGAAAAGAAUACCAGUGCCUGGUUAGGCGCUAGACGGGACAAAAACGCAUCUUUAGGCUGGAGUUGGUUCAGCGGAGAACCCGUCAUAAGUGACGACAUUUUAGAAGAUAAGGGAUUCGGUUUGAGCUACGAUUGUCUGACGAUGGAAGGAGAGGUUUGGAAGGUGCAAAAAUGCAUAGGAUCUCAUUAUGCUGUGUGUAUCCACGAUCUGAGAACCUGCGGAACCCCGCCUAUGCCUGAAGGAGCCGCCAUCAUGCAUCAGAAUGGACAAGUACCCGUUAACCAGAUCAGCAAAGUUUUCUGCGGUGAGAGUUACUACCUUGACGGAGAUGAGGUUCGUUGCUUCGGAAACGGGUCGAUCUCACAAAAGGAACCUGCAUGUCUUCCAUUCAACUGCUCGCUGACAAUGGAGGAUGGGACGAUCGCACGUCUAGAUGGAUCGAAUCGGGCCAACUUUUCAUGCAACCCGGGUUUCAUAUUGGCUUCACCUUCUAAUGAGUCGGAAUUGCGUUGCAUUGAUAGACACUGGACGCCCCAGACGCCACUGUGUCUGGAGGAAACGAGUCCCACCACAAACAAGGGUUUCGAAGAUGUUCACAGGGUAGGGGACAUUCUGCAGGAGGAGAUAUCAAUUCUCUCACGAAUUCCGGCGUUCAUUAUGGACCUUGACAUCCUCUCUGUCAUCACCGGUGCAACGAUUAUAACAAUCGUAAUCGGACUUAGUGUUUACCUGGUGUAUAAUCGAAGACGCGCCACUACGGGAGAGCAAAUCGUCCGUCAGAACUGGAGCCUUAUGAGUUUUGGCGUCCCAAUGAAGGAUCUACCCGUCGCGUCCUUAGGUCCGGUUUCUGAGCCACCGAGUUUUGAAAGCCAGCGCUGCGGUACUGUCAUUCUACCGAAGUGCGUCUAGUUAUAAUGGUAAGGAACGAAAAUAACAUUAAGGGAUUCGAUGCUCGAUUCAACCAGAGCCACCUUGAUUGAGAAAAACACAUAAUACGCAUUUUGUUUUUACAGAUUUGAUAUGAGCUUAUUGUAGCUCAGGAUGUACAGGAACGAAAACACAUCUGAUUCUACUGUGUUUUUUUUUUUUAAAUACUUUUAUAUUGUAUAGCAUUGUAGCAUCAUUGUUAUAGAAUACGUAGUUACUUCUGUUGUUCUUUCCAUGAAUAUCGUGUUGUACCAUUGCAACGCGUUGUAACUGGUUGCAUUAACGUAGAGGCAAUUCUUUCGAACUUAAAUAGAAUGUCUGUGCAUUGUAAUUAUAAGACGUAUUUGAUGUAUUUAGUGGUGGGCGUAUUUGUAAUACUCUGUAGACGGUUGGCUUGAAUUUGACCAUAAGAAGUGCCAAACUACAUGUCCCGAGCAUAAGAAAUCGAUCAGUGAGUCGGGGCUAAUUAAGCGGAUCUAGCAAAAACGUCGUUGAUUUCAUAAUCUGUGAUUCGUCUGACAGAGUACGUCAUGAACCUCAAAGGACUUAACACAUUUAGAAGCAAACGCAUUGGACAGUUAGUUCUUUUCAAGAUACAGAAUGAGCUAUAUUAUGAGCUAAGCUGGCCUGCUCUGUAAUUGUAAGACAACAGACUAAUAAUUAUAUUAUAAUUAUAAGUCGGUUAUUAUGGAGAAAAAUAUUUAUAACCAUAGACAUGUAUGUGUAUGUAUGUAUGUAUGUCGCGUCGUCUGAUGUGUAGAUGUGCCAAAGCAAUAGUUUUGACAUGAAUUGCAGCAAUUUUAUUCAAAUUAAAUAAAGUUUCAUGCGACAUAAUUUUAAGAUUUGAAUAGCUUCUCUGUUUUUGUUUAUUCUCUUCUGUUAGCAAACUGAUAAGCUAAACCUGAGCCUGUUACUAAGAGGGUACGCUUCGGACAUGUCUAACAACGUUUGCAAUCCAACUUCUGGUGGUGUGCAUCAAAUCGUAUAGGCGAAAGUACAAACAAGGUGGACGUGACUUAAAAUAGAUAUUCUCACUCUUACGUAAUAUAUCAAGCGCGGCGACUUGUCAUUAAUUUUCGCGCGUCUUCAGAUACAGUGUCAAGAGUAGGCAAUCGAUGCAUGCAGUGGUCGAGCCAUAACACGAUCAUCGCCAAUCUAGUCCCCAGUCAAGUAAUUCCAUUUCUAGCCAACGUUCUGUUUUCCGUCUUGUCAAGGAUUUAUUUCCGAAAUGCGUUUAGUUGCACUUCCCGUUCUCCCUAGCGAUGCAAUUCGGAAGCUCCGUUGCCAAAAGUUUCAGCAGCAGCUUUUUUACGGACAGUCGGACCGCAAGUAUCACUAUGACGUUUUAUAUCGUGGGGUUCGCCAGUGCUUCCGACUCGGAUCAGGUUGUGCGGAUGGUAUAUUUCGACAGAUUGGACAAAUUUACUUUUGGUAACACGUGGGAAUUAUUGUUUGCCCAGACCUUGUGACUGGGCUAUGUGUGGCCACUAUUUUUGACUUUCAUCAUGUCGUCCGAGUGUUUUUAUUCGGUGCAGAGGAUGCGAUCGCAGUUUUAUUGACGGUCGAAUCAGACUGGGAGUCUCUAGCCCCAUUGUGGGUCAUAGUGCCGUCAUCUUUUCUUAUUCUUGCAUCCCAGUCGGGAAACAAGCAAGUGACAUUUAUACA